AUGCAGUAUAUUAACAACAAAGUACUAAUACUAAGAGUAGAGUACAAGACACAACAACAUAUAUUGCCAAGGGAACAGAACCAGAUUGUAUACCAUGUUACAGAACUCACAGCAAGACUUAACAACAGGCAAGAGGUAGAAAAAACAACAUGA
This is a messenger RNA of Racocetra persica, 153 nucleotides long. Lineage: Eukaryota; Fungi; Glomeromycota; Glomeromycetes; Diversisporales; Gigasporaceae. The record is from the annotation of a GenBank genome assembly.